AUGAAUGACGAGAAAUAUAAAGAAAAAGUGCCUGAUUUUUGGGAUCACUGGGAAAAUGAGCGAAAUUUUGAUGGAAAAAGCGAUGAAGUCCCAUCCACAAAAAAAGUGACCCAUCAGGACAAUAUGCGUCUUUGGGAAGAAGCAAACCAACGAGCACCAGACGUAGAAGUUGUAAACUCGUCACGAACAGCAUAUAAACCAUCGCUCAAGAUUCUUCGACGUUCAGCUGGCCAAUCUAGUGAUUCGUCUGUUUCUAAUGCAUUGCCUGAGAAGUUUGCGUCUACAGAACCUGAGCAAGGCCAUCGUGAAAAGGAACAACGAUAUAAAGAAGUUCGACAGAAAAUUUUCGGUACACCUACAUUAGAAAACAAACCUUGUAUACCUAUUCGUUCUCCUAUUGGGCCUUGCUCAGAAGGAGGGUUUUCUGGAGGCAAAAAUUAA
This is a messenger RNA of Pneumocystis jirovecii RU7, 441 nucleotides long. RefSeq lists its product as uncharacterized. NCBI's taxonomy places the organism in Eukaryota, Fungi, Ascomycota, Pneumocystomycetes, Pneumocystales, Pneumocystaceae. The transcript has 3 exons. The coding region runs from base 1 to 441 and encodes 146 amino acids. The record is from RefSeq and is a predicted model, not a curated record.